CUAUAAAAUCAACGGCCCCUCUUCCCCCACACACACUUCACCAUCUUUCCUUUUCAUUUUUCAUCCUUAAGGAAUUGAAAAGGAAGAAGAAGAUGAGUUCUGUGUGCAUAUCAAACUGUGUAAGCGACGCACGUGAUCCACGUGUGCCGGUGCGUGCGACGUACGUGAAUCUCUACAAGUGGCCGGAAUCGGACGCGGAGUUUGUGCGUAGAAGGGGUUCGCACGUGUGUGGGCACCCCAGGGUGGUGGACAGCGUCUCGUGCAGACAAAUGUACCUACGAAGCUACAAAUUUUCGAGGAAAGAGACGGUGCCGGAAAAAACCCAGAAAUGUUUCGGAAAAGUUAAGGAGAGAGUGAAGGGAAGGUCUCAUCACAAGGGUAAUGGGUUUGUGAGGAGAAGGAAGUGUUUGGUUUGGAGAAAAAUGAGGGAAAUCUCAUGCGCGGCUUUCUUUAAAAUUUUCCGUAGGUUCUUGUCUUGCAGCGCUAGUGUAGAUGUUCUCCAAACAAAAUCUUGACUUCCAUACAUUAUUCUCGUUAAUUUAAGGUUUCAAUUUUCAAUUCAACCGCCAAAUUCCGUUUAUGUGCAUUAUUAUUUUUCUUUUCGUUUUUUUUUUUUUUUUGAGUUGGUUUUGUGAAUGUGAGUAGGGAAUUGAUGUUUAGGGUAAUGUCUCCAUCUAUCUGUAUAUAUAUUUUUUUAUUUGUAUGUUUUAAAAGAUUUUGUUUGGAGUUUA
Molecule: messenger RNA, 731 nt
Organism: Vigna unguiculata (cowpea)
Lineage: Eukaryota; Viridiplantae; Streptophyta; Magnoliopsida; Fabales; Fabaceae
Source: RefSeq, a predicted model, not a curated record